Messenger RNA from Pelobates fuscus (common spadefoot toad), 8193 nucleotides. RefSeq names its product follistatin like 5 (gene FSTL5). The record is from RefSeq and is a predicted model, not a curated record. Gene Ontology annotation, molecular function: calcium ion binding; protein binding. The transcript has 16 exons. Bases 476 to 3019 code for a protein of 847 amino acids. NCBI's taxonomy places the organism in Eukaryota, Metazoa, Chordata, Amphibia, Anura, Pelobatidae. Gene Ontology annotation, biological process: multicellular organism development; cell differentiation; regulation of BMP signaling pathway.
AUGGACUGACAGCUCAAGUGACGUCUCCACAAAAGGCGGGGAGGUCUCUUUGAACAACCUAACUGGAAGAGAGAGUAGGCGUGGGUUUUAGCCAGGCUCAGGGUGGGAAAAAAAAACCCAGGAGUUGCGAUGAGAGGACGCUGUCCACUUGUCUGCUGGUGCUGAUCUCUGGAAUUUCACUAGGUGCAUCUUCUUCUGACCUCGCUUCAACGGAGAGCGAUAGAAGCCAGGAUUUAGUGGGGACCCUGCUGGGCACAUAUUAAGCCGGAUUUUGGAUCCUUUAUAACUUGAGGGUAGGGGCAAAAAAACAUCAACAAACACCAGCUUGGAUAUGUUUUUCUCUCUUGUCGUUGUGGAUCUUAUGCAUUUUUGUUAAUUCGCUUCGGAUUUGCUUUGCAGAUCACUGCCUCUGGAAAUAACUCAAAAUUCACUCUAUUCACCAUUGUGAUCACUUUUCAUUGAUACCCAGGUGAAGAUGUCAAGGUGUUAUUUAGUUAUUUGGGGAUUGGGAGUCUUUCUUCUACUGGUGGAAGGGAGACCAGCGAAAGAAGAAUAUGGCUUUAAACACUUUCCACCUUUUUUAAGGCUGAGACAUAAGCAAGACCGAAAUCAGGAAAGCACAAGGAACAAAGGUUUCUUCGGUCUAGAAGACAGGCAUUUUGGAUCUUGUGAAAAUAAGUUCUGUGGCCUGGGUAGACAGUGUGUAAUAAGCCAAGGAACUGGACAAGCUGAAUGCAUAUGCAUGGAGCACUGUAAACCCCAUUAUAAACCGGUCUGCGGGUCUGAUGGAGAACUUUAUGAAAACCAUUGUGAAGUACACAGGGCAGCAUGCUUAAAAAAGCAAAAGAUCAUCAUGGUUCAUAAUGAAGACUGCUUUUUUAAAGGAGACAAGUGCAAAUCAACAGAAUACAGCAAGAUGAAGGAGACUUUACUGGAUACAGAAAACAAAAGAAAGGAAAGAAAGGAAAAUCAACAGGAAAACACAGACAAAAAAACAUUCAGAAAAUUUUUGGUGGAUGAAAUUUUUAAAUUCUUUGAUGCGGAUCACAAUGGACUAGUAGACAGUAAUGAAUUAUCCCAGGUAAUAAAGCAGGAAGGAAUUGGUAAAUCGCUCUAUGAAUGUUCUCUGUUUGAUCUAGUCAAGUAUGAUGACUACAAUGGAGAUAAGCAUCUGGCCCUGGAAGAAUUUUACAGAGCAUUUGAGAUUGUUGAACUGAACCUGCCAGAAGAUCAAAUGUUAACCACAACGACCGCAACUGUUGGACAAAGUGUGGUCCUGACCUGUGUGAUCCAGACAAAUAUAAAGCUUUCUUUUAUUUGGAAGCGAAACAAUGUGGUUCUGAACAACCUGGAUUUGGAAGAUAUCAGUGAUUUUGGAGACGAUGGAUCUUUAUACAUUACCAAAGCUACCACAACCCACAUGGGAAAUUACACUUGCCAUGCUGAUGGCUAUGAUAGGGUUUAUCAAACGCAUAUCCUCCAAGUGAAUGUGCCUCCAGUUAUUCGAGUAUAUCCAGAAAGUCAAGCUAGAGAACCAGGUGUGACAGCCAGUCUAAGGUGCCACGCAGAAGGAAUUCCACAACCUCAACUUGGCUGGCUAAAGAAUGGAAUCGAUAUAACUCCAAAAAUAUCCAAACAGCUAGCAGUGCAAGCAAAUGGCACAGAGGUACACAUUAGCAAUGUACGCUAUGAAGACACUGGGGCAUAUACAUGCAUUGCAAAAAAUGCAGCUGGAGUUGAUGAAGACAUCUCUUCUCUUUUUGUGGAGGACUCAGCAAGGAAGACACUUUCCAAUAUAUUAUGGAGAAAAGAAGGGCUUGGAAUUGGAAACUUGUUCUAUGUUUUCAACAAAGAUGGCAUCAAAGUUAUACAACCUGUGGAAUGUGAAUACCAGAGGCACAUUAAAGCCAGUGAAAAAAUUAUCGGAACCCAGGAUGAAGUUUGCCCUCAAGUAGAGGGACAAGAGACACAAAGCUGCAUAUGGGCAUCUGCUGUUAAUGUCAAAGACAAAUUUAUAUAUGUGGCUCAGCCUACUUUAAACCGUGUUCUUCUUGUUGAUGUUCAGACACAAAAAGUUGUGCAGGCUGUAAGCACAGAUCCUGUCCCUGUGAAAUUACAUUAUGACAAAUCACAUGACCAGGUCUGGGUUCUAAGCUGGGGAAACAUGGAAAGGACGUCUUCAACACUUCAGGUCAUAACCCAGGCAAGUGGAAGUGUUUCUCAUCAUACCAUCCACACGCAGCCAGUUGGAAAGCAAUUUGACAGAGUCGAUGACUUUUUCAUUCCUACUACAACACUUAUUAUCAAUCAUAUCAGGUUUGGAUUUAUUCUUCACAGAGAUGAGCCUGCUCUAUUGAAAAUUGAUUUGGAAACAAUGUCAUACAUCAAAACACUUAGCUUGAAAGAUUAUAAUUGCAUCCCUCAGGCGUUGGCCUAUACUCACCUUGGAGGGUAUUAUUUCAUCCACUGUAAACCUGAUACAACUGGAGCUAUAUUUCCUCAGGUUAUAGUGGACAGUGUAACGGAUUCUGUCAUUGGCUAUAACAAAGACGUCACUGGGAUACCAUAUGUUUCUCCAGAUGGUCAUUACCUUGUCAGUAUUGAUGAUGUCAAUGGACUUAUGAGAGUUCAAUCAAUAACAAUUCAAGGAGAAAUUCAGGAUUCCUUUGACAUUCAUACAAAUUUACAUAUUUCAGAUGUGGCCUUUCAAACAUCAUUUAUAGAAGCUCAUCAAUACAAUGUCUAUGCAAGUUCCAGCACGCAAACAGAUGUACUCUUUGUUGAGCUCUCAUCUGGGAAGGUUAAAAUGGUGAAGAGUCUUAAAGAGCCUUUAAAGUCAGAGGAAUGGCCAUGGAGCAAUAAAAAUCGAAUUAUUAAAGAGAGUGGUCUCUUUGGACAAUAUUUGAUGACACCUUCUAAAGAAUCCCUGUUUAUUUUAGAUGGACGGCUCAACAAACUAAACUGUGAGAUAACUGAAGUUGAAAAAGGAAACACAAUAGUGUGGGUUGGAGAAGCAUAAAACGAUUUUAAGUAAAUAAUUAUUCCCCAUAAAUUGAUUGAAAAAAAAUAAAAAUAAAUAAAACUAUAGCUAAACAUAAUGUUCCUACUUUGUGAAAGAGCAUUUUGCAAAAACAACCAAAAUGUAUGUAAACCAACACAACCCACUUAAAGCAUCUACACCAGGGGUGCCCAAAAGGUAGAUCCCGAGAAGUUUUAAAACUACAGCUUCCAUGAUGCUUUGUCAUUCUAAAGGCAUGCAGAGCAUUAUAAAUGGUGUAGUUCUACAACAUUUGGAGAUCUACCUACUGGGCACCCCUGAUUUACACUGUAGCUCUUUCUUUUGCUCUUUCAGUAUGGAUUAGCACUGACCUGUGUGAUUUCCAGUAACUUGUGUCUCUUAUUUAAGUAUUGUGUUUAUCCACCAUUGCUUUCAGUCCCAUCUCUUGGCAUUCAAUUUUCUGAGUACCCAUGUCACUUGGCAUCUCAUUCCUCAUAGCAUACAACUGCAGUUUCUCUGCACACUUCCCCCACAUGUUUCUGAGCUUUGGGUUCUGUCUGCUGUAUCAUUUAUUUUAAUUAUUUGUGAUCAUCAUAUUUUAGCACUACUUGGUGCCAUAUCUCUUCAAAGUCUCUUGACCCUAUCUUAUAUCUUUCCAGCUGAACUGCCCUACAAUAUAUUCCCUGCGAAACCAUAUAUAUCUCCAGCUAAAUGCCUGUUUGCUCAGAAACAUAUUCCAGCCCUAUCAGCACAAUUCUUUCUCCAGUCUUACCCCUGUUUCACCAGUAAUAUUUCCACACAUCACAUUCUUUCCCUCCUAAAUAUAUAAGAUGAUUUCACCCAUUUUAUUGGUACCCCCUUUCCAGAAAUUUCCCCCAGCACAAUUUCUGGGCAGGACUUUUCCCAUUACUUCAGAUUACUUGAUUUCAUCCAUUGGCAUAUAAAGUAAGGAGAAAUUACCAGUGGAUUCUCUGAGACAAGUUCCUAUGUAUGUGCCUCGGGCUGUACAGGCAUCACUGAGAUGCCUAGGACAGAGCUGUCACUUCCCAGCCAAGCUAUGUGAUGCCUCUGACAGCAAUGCCUUAGGCUUAAAAGCAUUUUGGUCAUGCCUAGCAGGCUCCUCUCACUCAUCUCUAUCACUAUCUCAGCGGUCAGUGGGAAGACCCUGUAAUGUAAAAAUACAUAUGUCCCUAAACAUUGGACAUUUCAACCUAGUGAUGAACAUGUGUUUUUAUUUAUAAACAGUGAACUGAUGUUUUCACUUUAACACGGUUUUUCAGUUUGUAGUGAAUGAACUCAUUCCUUUCAUAUAUCUUGCCCAGAAAGGACUCUUAAUGAUUGUAAAUGUUCCAACUUUUGUUUCAAACACAACAAUUUCAUUUUGGAUAUGUGAUAUCCUACAAACCUACAGAGCUGUUACAUAUACAUAACUGCACAAUUAUCUUUCACAAUAGGAACAUUUUAGUGUCCCUUUAAAAGUAUGAUUAUUUGUUUCUCUAUGGCUAUUUUGCUUUAACAAAUUUAUGUAAUUUUAAAUAAGUUUGCAAAGCCCAGGCUGACUUUAGUUUUUUAUAGUAAAUAAAAAUGACAGAAGUACGUUAAACUAAAAUAUUUAUUAAUGAUUAGCUUAGCAUAUAUUCAAGUAAUAUGUACAAUUAUAUAACUUUUUAUAGUUUUCAUAAAAUGAACUCUAAAAUGACAAAAAGAAAAAAAUGAAGACUUUUUUUAUUAGCAAUUUAUGUUUUCAUUUGCUUUUCUUAAGAUAUUAAGUUUCAUGAUAUUCUAAAACAUCUAGGUCAUGUCCUCUGUUCAUUUGUGCCUUGGGUGGAAACAUUUCUAAGAUACAAACAAAAAAAUGGAAAUGCAUAAUUUAAUACCAUUAAGGGUGUAAAAUGUCUCAAAAACACAAAACUUUUAUGUAAAGUAGGCAUCCAUAAAUCCACUCAUCCCCCCUACUUGUUGCUGAACUACAACUUCCAUGAUUCUCUGGCUGUCGAUUGUACUCAUAUAAUUCUGGGAGUUGUAGGCCAUCAACAUUUGGUAGGUGAGAUUUUUAGAUCUCUGGUGUAGUGAUUUAUACAACUGUGCAAUAUUUGUUAGACUCAAAAUUAUUUAUCUUUAUUUUUUUUUUUGUCUUGUUUCUUUUCUCACAUACUUCAAAUAUGUUAAAGUAUUUGUCUGAUUUUGGACAUUUAAUAAUGUAUUUAGAAAAUAAGCAUGAUUAUCAUAAGCAUUUCAGCAUUUUUUCCUACCCACUUAAAGAUUUCAGGUAAAUGUGUAAUUUUGACAUGUAUUGUAUUAUAUAAGGUUUUUUUGUUUUUGUUUUUUUAAGUCUUGGUGAUUUGAGGUAACUCUAUGUGCUGUAUUUCAGACAAAACUGAGACAUUCAUCUGUGAACUCACCUGUAUAAUGUAUAUUAGAUUACCAAAAGAAAGUUUUUUUUUUUGUUUUUUUUUUAAAGGUAAUGCUAAAUAAGAAUUGUAAUUAGAAAAAUGUCACAAUUACAUAAAUAUGCUUGCUUAAAUUAUGCUUCUCCAAUUUAAGUUUUUGAUUGGCAGUCAUUGCAAGUUAAUGUUAAAAGAGGUGCAAAUUCAUCUGUUAGCCAGUUAAAGUAAUACAUUUGAAUUAAAUGUUGACAAGUCUAAUUGCAUAUUGCUUUUGAUCAAAUUAUAACAACUGGAUGAUUUUAAGUUGCUUAAUUAAUUGUAGAAUCAUGUUUUAUUGGUGAUUUGUCAAUGUAUGAGUCAAUUCUAAAUUUCAGGCAAAUUUAAAAACUAUGGAGUCUAUUCACUAAAUUAUGACAUGUGAAUCAACUUUUGAGAGAAAGUAAAAUAAGGGAAAUUUAUGUUUAAAAACAAGUCUGUGCCUAAAACAAGCUCCUACUUAUCCAGUUCUUACUAACUGUCAUACAUGGGAAAAUAUUGGCUCCAAAAACAGCAGAUUAAAGCAAAAAACUAAAUAUACAUAUACAUUGUUGAAGUGUUGUGGUUACCAGGACCCUUUUUACAACAGUUUGCUGCCCCCAUUCUUCAUAUAAUUUGUUAUGCUUGAGAAUCUGUGCUGAAGUACAUGGGAAUACCUGCUACUAUUGAAGAUGAAUGAGCUUAGAGUAUACCCUAAACUUACAGGCCUCUUAAGAGUCCCACUUUUUGCAGGACAUUCACAAUUUUGGAGUCCCAUCCUGCUUUAAUUCGUAAAUGUUUCCAGGUAGCAUAGCACAAGCGCAUAUGUGUUUGCAGUUUCAGCUGGCAGUAGGGCCAUGCAAAGAUAAUUUCACUAGCACACCCUGCAAAGACAUGAAAGCUGGGGUCUACCCAGACAACCUGUCAGUGGGCAGGCCUGCCCCUUUUAUGACUAGGACCACUCAUAAUGGGCAACACCAGUGACAUGAGUUGCAUCACUGAAAGCACCCUAUCAGGACCCUGCCCACCUGUCUAGAUUUUAUACCUCCCGUUGUUGAGCUCUAUGUACUUAUAUCCUAUUACUGUUAGUGUGUGUGUGUGUGUGUGUGUGUGUGCGCACUAAAAUCCACAUGUCAAAUAUAAACACUAGCCUUAUUUUGCUCUCCUAUGCAUUAAUUUUGUAUUUUAAGGUUUUUAUUUUACUGAAUUCUUGUUAUUAUAGGCUAAUGAUGGACUUGAUAGUAUCCACAGCAACCCUUGAUUUUGCCAUCAUAUUUUAUAAGUAUUUUUGAUAUAUAUGAAGGUUAUGAAAGUGCCCCAUAGCUGUAUAUAUAUUAAAGUACAUGAGUGGUGAGAUUUUAAUUAUUCGACACUCUAUGCAAGAGGGAUAUGCACUGAUUGUUUAAGUGGUCUUGGUGUACCCUAGAAUUGUAUGCUGGACAUGUCUGUGUGGUUUGGGCACUGUUAGUGUCAGGGUGGCUAGGUAUCGAUUUGGCACUGUAUUUGGUGUGGUAUAAUUGUGUGUACACUAUGCUAUAUACUGGAAAGAGAAAUGGCCUCUUCAACAGGCUGCCCUCCAUGUAUUUACCUUCACACUCAAAUCUAAUUGGAGUGCAAGAUCUGUGUAUUUGUAUUUAUUUUUAUUUCAAUGAACGUAGGGCUAUUUCUUAUGUUUCUUUAGUUUGCUGGAAAUCAAUGGGAUCAGCAAACAUCUUUUCAAAUUCUUCCCCCUUUGUGCACAGUGUGGCAUGGGUAGUAUUUUUUUUUUAUAAUUAUUUUUACUUUUAACUGUUGGAUCUCUAACAAUGAAAUGCUUCCAGCAGGCAUUUUUAUUUUAUAGCUGGAAUCAGGAAUAGAAACUCAAGACUUUUCAAAAGAUUCUGUUUCUGCAGGUGAUUAAAAUAGUCAUUGUACAAAUUGGUUUCAAAGUGGUUUAUUCAUUAAAGAUGGAAUGGUUAGAUUGAUAACUGCAUUGUAAAACUAAGGCUAGAAUAGCCAAGAUGCAAUUAUAGCUUAGAUGGAGAAUGUUACCAAAUCAGCUAUUUGUAUCUACAGCUUUCCAUUCACUUCACUUCAAUUCACUAUAAUUAACUAUUCAAUGACUAAACCCCAAAGUUAGUGCAAAUCAAUCUUUAGUGAUAAGAUCUUUAUGGGAAUUAUAAGUCAAAUAAUGAAAUGUAAAAAGCUAAUAAGUAGCAUUAAAUAUAUCCAACUAUAUGGGAAUUUAGGUCUUUUUUAGUUUAGUUCUAUACCUGGCUGGCAAUUUACCACAACUUUUGAGUCAAUAGACUCUUACAAAAAUGCAACAUUUAUUUAGAACCAUGAUAGAAUAAUUGAAUAAAGUUACCAAGAAAAUAAAAUAAAGAAACAUUGCAUCAGUUUAGAACAGUCAGGUUGUAAUAAUGAUAUGUAAGGCAUCUCACUAAAAUUGGUUAAGAUUAUUUCAUGGCUAUCUUAAGUAGUGUAUUAAAGAAACACAUGGGAUGUUAUCAGAAAAAAAAAAGACUAGUGCUUUGGCUAACAUAGGAUUAGGAAAAAAAUGUGCUAUCUGUACGUAACUAUAUGCAAGUUAAGAAACUUCUGGGCAGAAACUGUUAAGGAUUUGUCCUUUCUCUAUUAAGAAAAAAUGUAGAAUCAUUGCUAUACAAUAUAAUAAGGUCUAAAACUAGAAUGUGUGUAAUAGAAUCUUGGUCCAAAAAACUUUGUAGAAUAUAUACAAGAAGAGUUAUGUGGUCAACCUUUCCUUAAGCUAAGAUUAAUUCUAGGGGUAAAAAAAAAAAAAAACAACAAAUA